CCACCAACUAUUGAGGAGACGAAGAAGAAGCGAAGCUAAGCAGCAGCAUGGCGACAGUUCAAGUCAGCGAGGCUGAAAAAGUUUACAUCUUACACGGGAUCAGGGAUGAUCUGCGGGUGGAUGGACGAGGCUGUGAGGACUACAGACACACGGAGGUGGAGACGGACGUGGUUUCCAACACAGACGCUUCUGCCAAAGUCACGCUGGGCCACACAGCAGUUCUUGUUGGGAUUAAGGCUGAGAUUGGAAAACCGAGACCACUUGUGCCAAAAGAAGGUUAUUUGGAGUUCUUUGUUGAUUGUUCGGCUAACGCCACCCCCCAGUUUGAGGGCAGAGGAGGCGAGGAGCUGGGGACGGAGCUGAGCAACAAUCUCUACAAAGUGUUCAACAACAAGCACAGCGUGGACUUGAGGAGUCUCUGCAUCAGUGAGGGGGAACACUGCUGGGUGCUCUACGUGGACGUGCUGGUCCUGCAGUGUGAUGGAAAUCUAUACGAUGCCAUCUCCAUAGCCAUCAAAGCAGCUCUCUUCAACACAAAAAUUCCCAAAGUUCAUAUAUCGGUGGACGACGAAGGAGGAAAGGAGAUCGAACUGUCUGACGACCCUUACGACUGCAUGAGACUUGAUGUAGAAAACGUUCCCUGCAUCGUGACCUUGUUCAAGGUGGGCCACAGACACGUGGUAGACGCCACUCUGCAGGAGAAGGCGUGCUCCGUGGCCAGCCUGAUCAUCGCCGUCACCAACAAGGGCACGGUCACCUGCGUGAGGAAGAUGGGCGGAGGCAGUCUGGAUCCAGAGAGCAUCUUUGAGAUGACAGAGACGGGUAAACGAGUGGGGAAGGCCCUGCACGCUCCGCUCAUGAAGCUGCUGCAGCAAGAAGAGAGUCUGGGGAAGAAGAGACAGAAAGUCGGCUUUCUGGGUUAAAACUGACCUGUUCUAUGUAUUUACAUGUACACAUACUUUUCUAUUAAAAUAUGUCAUUUUUA
Cololabis saira (Pacific saury) is the source of this 985-nucleotide messenger RNA. It is a transcript of the gene exosc7, whose product is annotated as exosome component 7. The transcript has 8 exons. NCBI's taxonomy places the organism in Eukaryota, Metazoa, Chordata, Actinopteri, Beloniformes, Belonidae. The coding region runs from base 48 to 923 and encodes 291 amino acids. Gene Ontology annotation, biological process: U1 snRNA 3'-end processing; nuclear polyadenylation-dependent mRNA catabolic process; TRAMP-dependent tRNA surveillance pathway. The record is from RefSeq and is a predicted model, not a curated record. Gene Ontology annotation, cellular component: nuclear exosome (RNase complex); cytoplasmic exosome (RNase complex).